AUGGGAGGAUCUCCUUCUAAAGAAGGAUCCCGAGAUAGCCUUGAAGCUCUUGGGAUAUUCAAAGAAAAAGCUACUGUCGAUGAUUUUGAAAUCCUCAAAUACAUCGGCAAAGGUAAAUUUGGAAAAGUUUAUCAAGUAAGACACAUAGCUAAUGAAAAAAUAUAUGCUAUGAAGACCUUAAAAAAAUCAUAUACCAUUUUUCUAUAAUUAGAAAUACCUAAUUUAAACGAAAAAUGGGGAGAUAGAUGCAAUGCUAAAAUAUUAAUUAAAUAAAAUUCUUAUACAUACAAAAGAAUCACCAAAUCAGAAACACAAAAAAUGAAAGGAAUAUUCUGGCAAAAUCUUCACAUCGUUUUAUUGUGAAGUUGCAUUAUGCAUUUAAAACUGACAAAAAACUAUAUUUGGUGAUGGAUUAUGUCAGUGGUGGGGAACUUUAUACUCACUUAAGGUCACGUGGACCCUUUUUAGAGAGCUGGAUAAGGUUUUAUGCAGCUGAAAUACUCUGUGCUUUAACCUAUCUCCAUGCAAAAGGUGUUGUGUAUAGAGACUUAAAGCCAGAAAAUAUAUUAGUGCAAAAUAACGGACACAUAAAAUUAUCAGAUUUUGGACUUUCCAUCGCCAACAUGGCAGAGUCAAGCUGUGAAACAGUUUGUGGGACGCCUGCUUAUCUGUCCCCAGAGAUGCUUAGAGGUGAAACCUAUGGUGUCUCAGUAGACAUUUGGGCAUUAGGAAUUCUCCUCUAUGAGCUCGCCUCAGGAACAACCCCAUUUUAUCACAAAAAUCGAAUUGCUAUGUCGAAAAAGAUAAUAAAUUCAGAAAUUGUCUUCCCGUCAGAGUUUUCUUAUGAGUUUAAGUCUUUAUUAGAAGGCUUACUUGCAAAAAACGUCAAUGAAAGAUUUACAAUUAACGAUGCAAAAAGACACAACUUUUUUGAAAGUGUUGAUUGGGGAAAAGCUGAUCAAGGAUUAUUAAAUCCUCCAUUUGUCCCUAUAACUUCUGGAGAAGAAGACACAAGCAAUUUCAGAGAGCUUGAGAUUGAGCAUAGUCCACUCUCACCUCAGGAAUUAAUGGAAGAGCCUUAUGAGCGUGAAUCAUAUUCUGGGUUUUCUUUUGGCGAAGAUGGCCAGAAUAUGAUAUAA
Messenger RNA from Blepharisma stoltei, 1139 nucleotides. The record is from the annotation of a GenBank genome assembly. NCBI's taxonomy places the organism in Eukaryota, Ciliophora, Heterotrichea, Heterotrichida, Blepharismidae.